This is a messenger RNA of Haliaeetus leucocephalus (bald eagle), 3073 nucleotides long. RefSeq names its product fer (fps/fes related) tyrosine kinase (gene FER). Gene Ontology annotation, molecular function: non-membrane spanning protein tyrosine kinase activity; ATP binding. The transcript has 20 exons. Bases 196 to 2664 code for a protein of 822 amino acids. Gene Ontology annotation, biological process: chemotaxis; Fc-epsilon receptor signaling pathway; peptidyl-tyrosine phosphorylation. NCBI's taxonomy places the organism in Eukaryota, Metazoa, Chordata, Aves, Accipitriformes, Accipitridae. The record is from RefSeq and is a predicted model, not a curated record.
GACGCCCGCGGUGGCGGAGGGGCUCGGCUUGUCAGAGUGCCCAGAAAAUAAAAGUAUAUUUUAGAAAGUGAGAAUCAGAAGAAGUAGCUGCUGACAUAAAGGGAAGUGUAUUAAGGAUCAUUUCCUAGGGGAAAUUUUUUAAGAUGUGGUGAAGAGCCUGUAUUUUCCCCUGUGUGGUAUAUAGUGCCUUAAAAAAUGGGGUUUGGAGGUGACCUGAAGUAUUCUCAUGAUGCUUUAUUAAAACUGCAAGACUGGGAACUACGACUGCUGGAAACGGUGAAGAAAUUUAUGGUAAUGCGAGUAAAAAGUGAUAAGGAGUAUGCGUCUACUUUACAGAAUCUUUGUAAUCAAGUAGAUAAAGAGAGCACUUGUCAAUUGGAUUAUAUCAGCAACGUGUCCAAGUCUUGGUUGCUUGUGGUACAGCAAACAGAACAGCUGAGCAAAAUAAUGAAGACACAUGCAGAGGAUCUUAAUUCUGGGCCUUUGCAUAGGCUUACAAUGAUGAUCAAAGAUAAGCAGCAAGUUAAGAAGAGUUACGUAGGUGUUCAUCAACAAAUUGAAGCAGAGAUGUACAAGGUCACAAAGACAGAACUAGAGAAACUAAAAUCUAGCUAUAGACAACUAAUAAAAGAAGUAAAUUCUGCCAAAGAAAAGUAUAAAGAAGCUGUGGCUAAAGGAAAGGAGACUGAGAAAGCCAAAGAUCGGUGUGAUAAAGCCACUAUGAAGCUUCAUAUGUUGCAUAAUCAGUAUGUGUUGGCACUGAAAGGAGCACAGUUACAUCAGCACCAAUAUUAUGAUACUACACUUCCUCUGUUACUUGAUUCACUACAGAAAAUGCAAGAAGAAAUGAUUAAAGCCCUAAAAGGAAUCUUGGAUGAGUAUAGCCAGAUCACCAGUCUUGUAACAGAAGAGAUUGUGAAUGUCCAUAAAGAGAUCCAGACCUCAGUUGAACAGAUAGACCCUAACUCUGAGUAUAAUGACUUCAUAGAUACUCACAGGUCAUCAGAAGUUGUUGAACAAGAAAUAGAGUUUGAUACGUCUUUACUAGAAGAAAAUGAAAACCUUCAAGCUAAUGAGAUCAUGUGGAAUAAUCUAACAGCAGAAAGUUUACAAGUCACGUUAAAAACAGUAAUAGAAGAACUGAUUCAGACACAGCAAACCCUUUUGAGCAAAGAGGAACUUGUGUUGGAACUGGAGAAAAAAAUAGAAGAGUCAUCUAAGACUUGUGAAAAGAAGUCUGAUAUUGUCCUCUUGCUGAGCCAAAAGCAAGCGCUGGAAGAACUUAAACAAACAGUUCAGCAAUUGAGGUGCUCUGAGGCAAAAUUUGCAGCCCAGAAAGAACUCCUGGAACAAAAGGUUCAAGAGAAUGAUGGGAAAGAGCCACCACCUGUAGUGAAUUACGAAGAAGAUGCCAGAUCAGUGACUUCUAUGGACAAGAAGGACAAAGUCUCAAGAUUUGACACUAUACGUCAUUCCAUCGCUGGAAUUAUAAGGUCUCCAAAAUCCAUGUUGGGCUCAUCGUCGUUCUUUGAUGUAAUUUCAACCACUGAGAAACCAUUGGCUGAGCAAGACUGGUAUCAUGGUGCAAUUCCAAGAAUAGAAGCCCAGGAGUUGUUAAAACAGCAAGGAGACUUCUUGGUGCGAGAGAGCCACGGGAAACCUGGUGAAUAUGUCCUUUCUGUGUUUUCAGAUGGACAACGGAGACACUUUAUCAUACAAUAUGCUGAUAAUCAGUAUCGUUUUGAAGGAACUGGGUUUCCAACUAUUCCUCAGCUCAUAGAACAUCAUUACACAACAAAGCAAGUUAUUACAAAGAAAUCAGGUGUUGUUCUGCUGAAUCCUGUUGUGAAGGAUAAGAAAUGGAUUCUUAAUCAUGAAGAUGUCACACUGGGAGAAUUACUGGGCAAAGGUAAUUUUGGUGAGGUGUAUAAGGGAACAUUAAAGGAUAAAACUCCUGUUGCUGUAAAAACUUGUAAAGAAGAUCUUCCUCAGGAACUGAAAAUAAAAUUCCUGUCAGAAGCCAGAAUACUCAAACAGUAUGAUCAUCCUAAUAUUGUAAAACUUAUAGGAGUUUGCACGCAACGACAACCUAUUUAUAUUGUUAUGGAACUUGUUCCAGGAGGUGAUUUCCUGUCCUUUUUAAGAAAAAAGAAGGAUGAGCUAAAAACGAAACAGUUGGUAAAAUUUUCAUUAGAUGCUGCUUCUGGUAUGGCAUAUCUUGAGUCUAAAAACUGUAUACAUAGAGACCUGGCUGCAAGGAACUGCUUGGUAGGUGAAAGCAACAUUUUGAAAAUAAGCGAUUUUGGAAUGUCCCGGCAAGAGGAUGAUGGCGUGUACUCAUCAUCGGGCCUAAAGCAGAUUCCUAUCAAGUGGACUGCUCCAGAAGCUCUCAACUAUGGGAGAUACACAUCUGAGAGUGAUGUCUGGAGCUUUGGAAUCCUUUUGUGGGAGACCUUCAGUUUAGGAGUAUGUCCGUACCCUGGAAUGACCAACCAACAAGCACGAGAACAAGUCGAGAAAGGCUACCGAAUGUCAGCACCGCAAAAAUGUCCAGAAGAAAUAUAUAAAAUAAUGCAGAGGUGCUGGGACUACAAACCAGAAAACCGGCCAAAAUUCAGUGAGAUUCAGAAAGAGCUGUCUUCAAUCAAAAAGAAAGUGACAUAGUGAUAAACAAGUGCCAAACUCAAUGUGUGGGACUUCAUUUUCCAGUGAAGUAUUUUUUUCCCCUCAAACACUACGCGUUUAUACAACAUUAUUUGCAAUAUUCUUCUAGGAUUACUUUGAAAUUAAUUGGUUUUUUUUAUAUACAUGUGUACCAUCUUGAAUGAUGCCUACACCUGCAUUAAAGACAUAUACUGCGAAAUGCUAUAUAUCCAGUCACAGUAAUAUUGUCAUUUAGGUUACAUGUAAAUAGAAAAGCACAUACUAUAGAUUUAAGGGACUGUGGCUUUUAUCUGUUUCACAGCAAGUAACUGCUAGUGACAUUUUUCAGAGGUUUUCAACUUUAAGCUGUGUUCUCACUCGGCUAUCCCUGUCCCGAAUGUCAACACCAGCAGCACUCUAAUGUGGUGAC